GGUUGAUUGGCUAUUGUUCCCGUCCAACGAUGGGUUUGUGAAACUACUGAGCUUCGGUGUUGGUUAUGCAUUCUUUCUUUGAGCGUCCCACGAGGAACUGCUUUGCAUGUAGUCCCAUGCAUUUCUCCACUGGCAAUUUUUGAGCCGUAUUGCUGAAGUUCUUAUCGUACCUGGAAGUUGAAAUUCCAAGAUUGUCCUUGCAUUAAGUCGUAGACAUUGCUUAAAAGUGUCCAGCAACUUCUAAACCCUGCAAUCGAACUGAACCACUUGCGAGCUGUCGGUGGAAUUCUUGAGAGAGAUGGCUCCGUCUUCUCCGGCUAACGACUGCGACGUCACGCCGCCCAGCGGGACAGGCAAAGGCAAGUCUCGGCGGCCCAACUACCGGCGGAGAAUCAAGUCCCCUUACUCCUUCGCAGAACUCAUCGCCAUGGCAAUAAAGGAAUCUGAGACCGGUAAGAUGACCCUGAAAGAGAUUCAGCGUCACAUGUCGGCCUCCUACGAAUGUUUCCGGGGGUCUUACGACGGUUGGAAGAACAGCGUCCGUCACAACUUAUCCACUUCCUCCUGCUUCGUCAAAGUGCUCAAGAACAAGACGAAACCAAACGGCAAGGACAACUUCUGGGCUCUAAACCCGGACUGCGCCCACUGCUCGACAUACAAGGCACGCUACCCCGUUCAGAAGUACGGGGCCCCACGAGACUCUGAUGCUGAACCGCAGACCAUACCCCCGUCCGUCAGUGCUCCAGGAGUUGUCAGCUCAGCGGUGCACAGUGGUAACAGCACCGACACGGCAACGUGUCCGACUACCGGGCCGGACCCUCUUUCUAACGUCACCGGAGAUGUCGCGGCGGGUAGCCACACCGGAGCCGCUGUCAGUAAGCGCCGGCCCUGUUCUCCGCUACCCACCAACUUGAAGCUCUCGACGGCCGACCCGUCUGACUGCACUGCGUCUACCGCUAGUCAUCCCAGUGACGAGUGGAAUAUCUCCGUCAGUGACCUGUACAUACCAGAUGGGGACAUCGACCUCUCCCUCUACAACGACGACGCCUGGAUGCGCGGUGGAAGCGAAACCCGCCAGAUUCCCCAACCACCAGCGGGAAACUUCCACCCAGAGCACCGUCGGGCCCCGCCUACCUGCGCGGGAAAUGUCAUCGAUGCACCGUAUCACGCCUUGCCUUUGGAGAGCGCCUACUCGCAGUCCGCACCUCCAGCCCAGCCAGCCAAGUUCAGGAUUAAAUCCGAAUACUUGACAACCAGUCGGUAUCAUCCAUACGACGCCCGCCAGAACAUUGCCAGUUUACAGAGUCAAUAUUACAGUGACUACUUCAUCAACUACUCGUGCCGCCACGCCGUCUCCAGACGCGGCUUUCAUGGUUAUCCCAGGCUGGCAAGUGCCGAUGAGUCCCGGACUGUGCCGGGCUCCCUCCACGGCGACUCCGUGCUUGGGUCGGCCAUUCGGAGCAGUCUGGGCUUGGACCUGGACGAGAUGGCUCUCUGCGCGAUUGAGCAUUCAGUCAGAGUCCUCGAUGUGACCCGGCCAGGUGACCUCUUGAGUGCUUAGGCCUUCUCUCGUAUACAUGACCCGAGAGAACUUUAGGAAAAAUACUCCCAAAACUCUGAAAUCCUCUGGAUUAUGCAUCAGCCAACUUAUCAUUACACAGUUCAUAUUUUUUCAAGUGUUCUGUGUAAUUAAUUUUUGCUUGCAAGAAACUCAACUUGGGUCUUGUUCCAGUACAUAGCUUAAGUGCGGGGAGUUUCCUUCGGGCCCAUCUCUCAGUUAAUGGCCUUGUCAUUUUCAGAAAUUCACACUGUACAAUAUUCUCAAAUCUGAAAUCCACCACUCUUCGAUGCCAUCGCUCUUUCCAUAGUGGUACAUGUACUUCUUAAUGUUCUCUUUCGUAACAUUAUUUUUACUGCGUUAAUGUUUAGUAAAUUUGUACACCCCACACUUUGCAAUAAUGGACCCACAACACUGCUAAGCUGCAGUUUUAUCUAACACCCAUAAGCGUGGUUAAAUUAAGUGCCUACUCAUCAUCCUAUCUAUUAUUAAUAUGCUACACUUCUUUAUUUUGCCUACCAGUCUGAAAACGAUACUGUCUUACUCUUGAUAAGUAUAUGUACAUUUGUAAAUUUUAUGUUAAAUCAGAAAAAAAUCCUCAGUUUUUAGAUACUUGUUAUACAUAAUGUGUUUUCAGAUUGAUAAAAUAUUUUUGUUUUAGGGAGCUUACACAAGAGGUCGCCACGGUUUGGUAGCAACAGUUACUGCGAUUUGGCCACACUG
This is a messenger RNA of Acanthaster planci (crown-of-thorns starfish), 2281 nucleotides long. RefSeq lists its product as uncharacterized. NCBI's taxonomy places the organism in Eukaryota, Metazoa, Echinodermata, Asteroidea, Valvatida, Acanthasteridae. Gene Ontology annotation, molecular function: RNA polymerase II cis-regulatory region sequence-specific DNA binding; DNA-binding transcription factor activity, RNA polymerase II-specific. Gene Ontology annotation, biological process: anatomical structure morphogenesis; cell differentiation; regulation of transcription by RNA polymerase II. The record is from RefSeq and is a predicted model, not a curated record.